AUGAACAUUGCCAAUCUCGACCCGUUUAGCGCAAUGGAUGAAGGCAGUCCGUGGAGUGAUGAGCCCUCGCGCUCACACAGCAACCAGAGCUUGGCCAAGCAGGCGGAUGAUGCGCAAACACCAGCGGGUAGGUGGUGUAGCGCAGACGGAAUGGAGCAUAUGGCUGAUGAUUGUGGCCUAGCAGAUCAGGAAACACCAUCAAAGCUCUCCCAGUCCACCCCGAACAUCGCUGCAGGCGUCAAACCCGCUCCAUCCAAGACUCGCGGCCCUCGAAGACAUGGCAACCUCACACAAUCGACCACGCUCGAGACGCUCGACGAUUCCAUGGGACCGCUGGGACCACUGGGAGUCGAGCCUGUAGACGAACCACUUGCCCCGACACCACCCGUGAAAGAGCUCGCAUCGAGAACAAGGCAGCCAGUCCACUCACGACCAGGCACGGCAGUAUCCGGCGUUUCUUCUCGCAGCGCCGACUACGAUGGAGAUGGUGGAUCGCUCAGUGGAGGGCCUCGUGUGCCUCCUCCUGUACAGCCACCGCAGUUCGACGGACGAGCACGAUCGACACAACCCUCCAUGUCUGUAGAACAGGCCGCGAAACCGACCUUCAACAUCACAGUGGGCGAUCCUCAUACUGUUGGGAACGCAGCGACCAGCCAUACAGUAUACAGUGUCAUGACAAGGACAACAUCCAAGGCAUUCAUGAACCCUUCUAUGACAGUAACGAGGCGAUACCGGGAUUUCCUAUGGCUGUACGAACGCUUGCAUGACAACAAUCCCGGUGUGGUAGUUCCUCCUCCGCCUGAAAAGCAGCAAAUGGGAAGGUUCGAUCUCAACUUUAUCGAGUCUCGACGGAUGGCCCUCGAGCGCAUGAUGAACAAGAUCGCAGGACACCCAGUACUACAACUGGACGGCGACCUGAAGACAUUCCUGGAAAGCGAAUCGUUCAACGUCGCCAUCAAGCAUUCUACAGGCAAGGAUCCGCUUCUCGGCGCUACUGAAUCGAAAGGCUUCAUGGGCAGCAUUGGUCUGGGAAGUUCCGGUGGCAAGUUCGUCGAGCACGAUGACUGGUUCCACGAUCGUCGGAUAUACCUCGACGCGCUCGAGAAUCAGCUCAAAGCCUUGCAAAAGAGCACCGACGCAGUCGUUGCGCAACGAAAAGGUCUUGCAGAAUCGUGCGGCGAGUUCAGCGCCUCGCUACACAAUCUUGCCGCCGUUGAGCUCUCACCCAGCCUUUCCGGACCCCUAGAUGCCCUUGGCGAUCUGCAACUACGGAUACAGGAGCUUUACCACCGACAAGCCCUACAGGAUAUCCUCACCAUUGGUAUUGUCAUUGAUGAGUACAUCCGGCUGAUUGGCUCCGUGAAGAAGGCUUUCGAACAGCGACAAAAGGCCUAUCACUCCUGGCACUCGUCUGAAACGAAACUUCAAGAGGUCAAGAAGGGGCAAGAUAAGCUCAUGCGCGCUGGCCGCACGCAACAAGACCGCAUUGGGCAGAUGCAGGCAGAUGUCGCCGAUGCUGAGAGGAGAGUGCAUGCAAGUCGUCUGCUGUUCGAAGAUAUGGGCAGGCUCAUGCGAAGUGAGCUGGACCGUUUCGAGCGCGAGAAAGUCGAGGACUUCAAGAGUGGGGUUGAGACUUUCCUAGAGAGCGCGAUUGAGGCACAGAAGGAGCUGAUCGAACUCUGGGAGACAUAUCUCCUCCAACUCGACAGUGACGAGGAUGGACCGCCACUUAUGCCGGCUGGUGUCGUCGCCGACGAUGUAACGGUCAAAUCAGCCGAGCAACAACAAGGAAACGCAUCUGAUGAGCACACUGCCAGUGACACGCAUGAUCACGACGAAGACGAAGUGACUCGACUCUCCGGCACAACUGCUCGUGAAAGCGAGGAGGCUUUCGCUGAAGAACGACCCGCGCGUAACUCGGAACCUGAGGACUAA
Molecule: messenger RNA, 1935 nt
Organism: Fulvia fulva
Lineage: Eukaryota; Fungi; Ascomycota; Dothideomycetes; Mycosphaerellales; Mycosphaerellaceae
Product: Vacuolar protein sorting-associated protein vps5
Exons: 3
Coding region: 1-1935 (644 amino acids)
Biological process (GO): retrograde transport, endosome to Golgi; protein retention in Golgi apparatus
Cellular component (GO): endosome
Molecular function (GO): phosphatidylinositol binding
Source: RefSeq, a predicted model, not a curated record